Molecule: messenger RNA, 1323 nt
Organism: Capronia coronata CBS 617.96
Lineage: Eukaryota; Fungi; Ascomycota; Eurotiomycetes; Chaetothyriales; Herpotrichiellaceae
Exons: 2
Coding region: 1-1323 (440 amino acids)
Biological process (GO): transmembrane transport; metal ion transport
Cellular component (GO): membrane
Molecular function (GO): metal ion transmembrane transporter activity
Source: RefSeq, a predicted model, not a curated record
AUGAGAGGCUAUGCGACGCCCGAAUGGAUGAAUCUCUUGGGCUGCACCUUUCGUAUCGAUCCGGAAUACUUCCGUCGACACCUUGGUUUCCUGCAGCUGUACGAGCUUUUCGACAUGCCAGGCUUGCCCUCCGCAUCCACUAACUUUGUGAGCUUGCCUUUGGUCACGAACGCGACCCGGGGCAGUGGUAUUGGGGAUGAUGGAAUGACGGCCGGCGUGGACUUGAGUCGAGCUCGGGAGGAUGUGAACAUGAAGAUAGGCAUGCAUCUACGCCAGCUGGAGCGGAAUAGUGGCAUGGGCCAGUCCAUCAUCCGAAAGAUCCACGUCCACAGCACGAAAUACUACUCGGUCGAACAGGAGCUUUCGAUUUCGAUUGAGCCCAAGAGUGGAGGCUGGAUAGCAAUUAUCUGGCUGGAUUGUGGCAUUGAUGUGCUCGAGAAGCAACUCCGAGAAUGGCUCGCGUUGCCCACAACAUCGCAACCACUGCCACACGAUCUCUUGCCCGUCUUUCAGUUUCGAGAGAAGAAUGCGGCCAAAGUCGACGACUCGGCGCCCGACGGUCGUCGACCAAGCUAUCCGCUGCGACGGGACACCAGUGGACAUCACGUACGCCGCAGCCCCGGGGGCGCGGUGGCUCAGAGUGCCAAUCUCUUGCACAGUCACUAUGGCCAGACACUGGACCCGAUGAUCGUGCAAACCGACGCCUUCUACGCCGUCUCCGAGCUCUUUGCCUUCUCGGCUUAUUCCGAGAGCCACUUUCUGAAUCUGUUGGGCUUGACCAUCGACAGCGAACGGCACCCACCGCUGGAUAAGAUGUCCGCCUCGCUCGCAAACCUCGAGGCGACGAGAAACAUGCUCGAGGAACACAUCCGCAAACAAGAAGCCACCAUUGCGGCAAUUCAAUCACGAGGAAGCUCCACCUGGCCGCGAGCCACGAAUGCUGACCACAUCAAGAUCGUGAAUGACAAGGUCAAGACACUGCUCCUCGACUGGAAUCAUCUCCUCACCCGCUCGCAGAAUAUGCGUGCUCAGUGCAUGGAUUCCACAAACCUGCUGAUGAACCAGGCCAUGCUGGCUGAAGCGCAGCGAAGUAUUUCUCAGGCCCAAGGUCUCGCAAGGCUGACACUGUUGGCCUUCUUUUUCGUCCCUCUUUCUUUCACCACGUCCUUCUUCGGCAUGAACUUUUCCGAAAUCAUAGACGAUCACGGGCCGAAGCUCAGCGUGUAUGUGUGGUUCGCGGUGUCUGUGCCCCUGUUUGCCGUGUCCCUCUCCUUUCUUUUUUGGGGACAUAUCACAACCUACCUGGCCCAAAAGGGAAUUUGA